GUGUGGCCACGUCAUUGAGGUGAAAGUGGGUGGAGGAGACGUACAGGAGUGCAUUAUAUAAGUUGGUGUUUUUAAGAGGCUACCAUAAUUAAAUGCUAAUUUUGUAAAACAACACAUUCCUAAAAAUAAGCUCAGAUACUGAGUUUCCAAUGGGGCUUGUAUUAAUUUGAAUUGAAUUGUAGAGGUCUGUCUAAUAAAGUCUGUGAUGCCUAUUGGCGUAUACUCUGCAGAGAAUAAAACACCAUGAAAUGGCUUGUUUUGUACAAUGGAACGUUUUAAAGAAGAUAUGUUUCAUUUUUCGUAAUGCACCAUGACUUUUCUUUUGUUACAUGUGACGGACACUAUUUCCUUAUUUAACCCACUUCUUCUUUGCACGGUUAAUAUAUGGUUACGGGCAUACUUUCACUUCAUGGUAUUUUUUAUAUAUAUAUUUACAUGUGUGUGUGAUAGUAGUAUUUUCCCUGCCAUUACGCGUUUUUACUGCAGAACGUGAAGCGUGAGAUCGCUCCAACGAGCCGUGUCUCGUUUUCCUACAGCUGCACCGACCAAUCAAAUCGCGGAAUGUCGCCUACGUCAUUCUUUUCUAUUAUUCAGUGGGCGUGAGGAGGAGAUUUGAACUUCGAAUCACGUCGAUCUUUUGCUUCCACCAAUGCAGCAGCCGUGGUCUGGUCUGCCGAGCAGCACAGACUUCACUUGAGCUCGGAUAUUUAGCUAGUGGACAACAUGUCAUUCAUUCUAAUGAAGAAAAAAAGGUUUAAAUUUAAAGUAGACUUCCACUUGGAAGAGCUGUCAUCGAUUCCCUUCGUAAACGAGGUUUUAUUCUGCAAAAUCCGCCUCCUGGAUGGAGGCUUCGCCGAAGAGUCGUCUCGGGAGCCGGUACAAGCCAACUGUGUGCACUGGAAGAGGAGGUUCUCAUUCAUUUGUAAGAUGAGUGCCAAUGCUGGGACAGGUGUACUGGACCCGUGUGUGUGCCGGGUGUCUGUGCGCAAGGAACUCAAAGGUGGAAAAACCUUUGCAAAGCUGGGCUUUGCAGAUCUGAACCUGUCUGAGUUUGCUGGGUCUGGCAGUACCACACGGCGGUGUCUACUAGAGGGAUAUGACACAAAGAAGACCAGACAGGACAACUCAAUUCUCAGGGUUGUCAUCACCACACAGCUCAUGGUCGGAGACCCCUGUUUUAAAACUCCUCCAUCUACAGCCAUGACUCUGGGAAUCCCACAGGCAGAAGCAGAGUGUCUUCUAGAAGACAGAAAGGGAGGGGACACAUCUUGUGUCAUCACCGAAACUCCAAAAAAGUCAGUAUCUGUUCCAGAGGAGCUGGUUGCAUGUGGCCACUCCAGAACAAAUAGUUAUGCAAGUCAGCUGUCAAAAAUCUCAGGUUACAGCUCCAAUCACUCGAGUUUAACAGAUUUGAGCCAUCGGAGGAGCGCUUCAGGGGGCUCUGCCUCCACAGGCAUUGGAAGCAUCCUGGAACCCGGUGAUCAGCAGACAGAGAAAGGAGAGAGGGAGAGCAGGACCACUCCCCCAGUCUCUGCAAGCUGUCACCAUGCAGCUGAACACCCCUCCACUCCAUCCAAGGCUCCACGACAUCUAGUGAAACAGGACUCCAUGGAGAACCAGUUGAAGAGAGUCAAUGCCACAAGGGUUGACGCUGAUGACAUAAUAGAGAAAAUCCUCCAGAGCCAAGACUUCAGUCGUGAUUUCAUGGAUUCGAGUGCAGAGGAGGAGGGGCUCAGCUUGUUUGUUGGUCCUGGUGGGAGUACAGCCUUGGGAAGCCAGCACACGAGGGUCGCAGCCGGAAUAUUCGAGCAGGUGGUGAUCAAGCGCUAGGCUUUAGGAAGCAUGUGAAUGUUAUAAUGGGUGCCGUAUUACACUGAUGCAGCGAACUCAAGACUGAGUGGCAGAGGUGUCACAACUUGCUCCCACCACUUUGGAGGAGAUUUCUCUUAUGCAAUCCCUUUCGUCUGACCUAGAGCUUCUGUUGAUCAGGAGAGCCCUCUUGUGUCUAAGAAGUGGCGUUGAAGGUUCCGUCAUCACAACAUCUUAGUGGUUGUACUGACAUUUUUUUUCUGUUUUUUGCUCUAUAAAAACAUUAUAUAAAAUAUAUACAAGUAGAGCAUAUCCAGUGAAAUUUACCUCAAUGGUUACAACACCACUGGUUGUCAGUAGCUCUGGCACUUCAAAGAUACGCCUUCAUUCACCUGGUUGUGAAGAGGAUGGUUGACUUUUCAAUACCAUAUUAUUAUAAUAUAUAAUAUAUAUUUUGUUAACUUUGUAUUAUACAGUAUACAUGUUAUAUGUGUCUAUGUAUGACGUAUGUAAUGUUACUUUAUUAUAUGUAGUUUUAUUUGUUUUAUGUAUUCAGCAUUACCUGUAUCAACCCUAUUUUUGAUCUUUCAUUUUGAAGCUAUGGAAUGUUGCUGUAUUUAUAAAAAAAUAAUUGCAGUCUCUUAAACAAAUAUGUUGUAUUGUAUGUAUGUAUGUCUCUGCUCUUUUGUAAAAAAGAGAUGUAUGGAUGAUUUCAUGCAGAAAUAAAAAGGAACAAAAGAAAUGA
Messenger RNA from Betta splendens (Siamese fighting fish), 2554 nucleotides. RefSeq names its product EEIG family member 2-like. The coding region runs from base 724 to 1830 and encodes 368 amino acids. The transcript is spliced from 11 exons. The record is from RefSeq and is a predicted model, not a curated record. Lineage: Eukaryota; Metazoa; Chordata; Actinopteri; Anabantiformes; Osphronemidae.